AAAAUAGAAUAUUACACACAACGGUAAAAAAAGCUUUACCUGUUCGUGGAAUUAACCCACUCGCUCGACGCUCCUUCGUCGCUCGAGAAUCAACAUUUUCCACUCACAGGUCAACAUGUCAAAAUUGUCAAGCAAAAGCGGAGAAUCAACUAAUGAUGUGUCAUUCCAGUCCAAAUAAUUUAGAAAAUCAUCUGUAAAACAAAUAAUAAUAAAUUAAUCAUCAAAUCGUUUCUGUGUGCUCUCCAGAUUUGGCACGCAGAUAAGAUAUGAACCUAUAACAAAACAUCAACAAUUCUGUGUACCCGGUGUGGAGUGUUUUGCAGCAAGGCCAAAAAAAAAUUAGGUAACAUGUUUUCGAAUGGAAUCACUUGUAAUCUUCCGUUUAGUUGUAUGAGCGUAACUAGAGACUCGGGUUCAGAUGAGCUCCUGCCGGCCAGAAUGGCCAGGGAACCUGUCCUGUUGAAUGUUUACGACAUGUAUAAAAUGAACGAGUACACGUCGAAUAUAGGCUUGGGAGUUUUUCAUUCUGGUGUAGAAAUAUACAAUACCGAGUACGCUUAUGGUGGUCAUCAGUUUCCAUUUACAGGAAUAUUCGAAAUUAACCCUAGAGACGAAAAAGAAUUAGGCGAACAAUUUAGAUUUAGACAAACUAUCCAAAUUGGCUAUACAGAUUUCACCGAGGAAGAUGUUAAAAGAAUCGUAAACGAAUUAGGCAAAGAAUUUCGAGGCGAUAGAUAUCAUUUGAUGAACAACAAUUGUAAUCAUUUUUCAGGGUCAUUUACAAAGAUAUUAUGCGGACAAGACAUACCGUCAUGGGUGAACCGUCUGGCCUAUUUCAGCAGUUGGGUGCCAUUUCUUGAACGUUGCCUACCCAAGGAAUGGUUAACUCCGAUGGCCUUACAGCACUCAUUGAGCUGCAGACAGGAUUCGACUUGUUCGGAAGCGUCCACACCAUAUUAAUGAUAAACUAAUUAAAAUUGCCAAAGAUUUAACAAAAAUAAUACCUACAUAUUGAUGAAGUGUCGGAGGUUUUUUUGAUUUUUCCCUGAAGUAAUGUAACUUCAUUGUUAUGAAUCAUAUAUAUUCUCGAGAAGUUUUAUCAGACACAUUAUUGCACACCAAUGAUCGAAUUUCUGUUAAAAUAUUUAUCAAAAAUAUUAAUGAAAAAUUAAUCGCCCCUCUAAAAUAUGAUUUCAUUGUGCCAAAUACCGAUUAACUUGUCCAUAUUGUUUCAAUGCGAGUAAGUAAAUAAAUAAUAAUUUCUCAAGCAACAUUUGGCACAAGCUGCAUUUCUACUAUAGUUUUAGUUUUUAUUAUAUGUAUUUUGAUUUUAUCAAAACAAUUAUGUAUGUUAUAUGAAUAAACUUUUUUUUACAGUACAUAAGUAAAUUUAUUUUUCUCCGAAUGACAGUAAAAGCGGCCUUUCAAUGACACUUGAUAGGAUCAAAAGUUGUAUUUUUACUGCCUAGGCAUUAAAAGUGACAGUGUCACAACGUUCCAGGUAAUAAUUUCACUCAAUUUGGUAUUUGAAAUUGAUGGUGACAAUGACAAUUGUCAAAAUAAUUUAUUUAUUUGGAUAAUAAUAAUAAUGGAUGAAAUAAAUAUAAAAAAGAUGUCCAUGUGUAAAUUUGAACAUUCGGAGAAAAAAUUAUAUGUUUUACAUGGCAGAAAAGCAGAUUUAAUGCCUCGGCUGGUUUCCUAACCUCGGCUAUGAAACACCAGCCUCGGCAUUAAGUCUUGUACUUUUCUGCCUAGUAAAACAAAUAACUAUAUUAUCAUUUGUAGCAAUUGUUUUCCACAUUUUUGUAUUACUAAUUUAUAAAUCAAAAUAAAUAUAUCACAUGUAAAAAACAA
Molecule: messenger RNA, 1854 nt
Organism: Ceutorhynchus assimilis (cabbage seed weevil)
Lineage: Eukaryota; Metazoa; Arthropoda; Insecta; Coleoptera; Curculionidae
Source: the annotation of a GenBank genome assembly